AUGGCGGCCACGAACAAGCACUUCCUCGCACUUCUCAAUCUCCUCAUCGACCAGACGACGCUGGAACUGGCCAAAAUUGACCGUACCAAAUAUGAGACCUUCAUCACCAUCCAUCUGCAUCAACGUGACAUUUUCGAUGACAUCGUAGGUCGAGUGUUUUUUUUCCCACCAAAAGUCAUUCAACUCAAUGUCGGAUUAGGAGGUUUUGUGAUCAGUUGGCUACUGCUUUCGGACGAUGUCUCGCUGGCAUCGGCAGUCUCCAACUGGUUCCCAACCCCGCCUCGUUAA
This is a messenger RNA of Protopolystoma xenopodis, 288 nucleotides long. The record is from the annotation of a GenBank genome assembly. NCBI's taxonomy places the organism in Eukaryota, Metazoa, Platyhelminthes, Monogenea, Polystomatidea, Polystomatidae.